Messenger RNA from Rotaria sp. Silwood1, 300 nucleotides. The record is from the annotation of a GenBank genome assembly. Lineage: Eukaryota; Metazoa; Rotifera; Eurotatoria; Philodinida; Philodinidae.
AUGUCUGCAAAUACUGUCUUGAUAUGUUUGGUAAUAUUAAAUCUUAUAGCAAUCCGUUAUGCUUAUCGUAUCAAUCCAAAUUAUGAACCAAUGCAAACAUUGUUUCGUUCAUAUGAAUAUAAUCCAAAUGAUGAUGAAACAUUGUUCAAUUUAUAUAAUUUAAAACAAGCAGAAAAACAUAAUUUAGAUUACUAUUAUUUGGUUCGUUGUCAUCCAACAUCAUCGCAUAUUUUAUGCAAUAAAUUAGACAAUAUAUCUCGUCGAGAUACAGGCUUCUUACGUUUUGGUCGCAAGCGAUAA